Molecule: messenger RNA, 1637 nt
Organism: Tuber aestivum (summer truffle)
Lineage: Eukaryota; Fungi; Ascomycota; Pezizomycetes; Pezizales; Tuberaceae
Source: the annotation of a GenBank genome assembly
GGUAAGGCGGAGCACGGAAUCAACCCCUCGCCUCAAAAAUACAGCAAACAUUUGAACAUUCUACCAAACUUCAUCUAGAAAGCUCAGUCACCCUCGGCAAUAUUCCCACGACCCUCUCUGCAUGCUUUUGUGCAUCCUCGGGAAAAUCACCCUACCCCUGCUCUACUCCGCUGCCGUCUCCGAUAAGGAAGGGAGAUAAAGCCGGCAAAGUACAUUGAACUGAUCCAGGAACCACCUUACUCGAGCAUGCCCCGACCUUUUAAAUGGGGAGAAUAUUUCAACAAGGACACGCCACUCCCUAACCGCUCAAACAAAUACCAAGUUACCUGCCUCAAAUGCCAAAAAAAGAUACCUAAGGGGAGGUCGGAAGAUCGUACUCGACACCUUAUUGACGAAUGCCCGGGACUGAGUCCGGAGGAACGCAUGACGGUAGUUGAGGUUGAUACUAGAGAUAGGGAAGUAGCCGAAGCGGCGGCCGAAGAUCGAAAUGCAACAGGAAACAGAAUCAAAAGGCCCAGAAACCCCUGGGUCAAGAGCGAUUUCACGGAGGCGGGGGUAGCGGAGCUCUCGAGGCUCCUCAGAGCUCACCACCCAGUUGAAACUGAGACACAUUGGGCUGUAGUCCUCGGUGAGUAUAAUCUUUGGGCGCAGGGAAACGGUUACAAGAAGCGCACCCUCGAUAGCUUGAAGAAACAAUGGUACGUUGUGAGCUUCGGAUAGAGGGGCAUAAAUAUCGUCACGUCUGACACUAAGGAAAUAGGGAAUCCCGUGUCAUGAAUGCUCCCGGGGUGACGGCCUACAACUGCGCGCAAGACACAAGCAAGUAUGCAUGGGACACGGACGAGAGGGGGGAUAUGGGUAUGCCGGUAACCGGGGAUCUGGAAAAUGCGGGGAAUGAAGGCGAUACAGAUCUUGAAGCGAGUUACGAUUCAGGUCUCAUCGCUACAGCCGUUGGUCCAUCAUACCCGAUUGCUAGAGCUUCCCUGGAAAACCGGUUCAGCGAAAGCCAGCCUCCUGCUUCAACGCCUCUACCACUCCCGCCCGCAAAACGGCCUAGAGGAAGACCUGUGUGUGAGGCGCCUACAGCAACAGUAGCUCCUCGACCUGCAGAAAGCUCCUCGUUGGUCAAGGUGCUUGAACGCAUAAAUGAAGAGAAAGCCAAGCAGAUCGAGAAACUGGAGGCCAAAAUAGAAAAGCUGGAGGAAAAGCUUGAAAAGCUUGAUGAUUGGAAUAGGAAAUUGGAGAGUCGGAGUAGAGUCCUCGAAUUGCAGCUCAUGGCCAGAAAGGAUGUAGGUGGGUGGGCAGCUGGGGGAGAUGGUGGUAAUGGAGGCGGAAAGCGUAAGAGAGGGGACCCCACAGAUCUUGCAUCAUUGGCCCGGUUAGAAGAGGGUGGCGGGGAUGGGGAUGGAGGAGAAGCCAUUUAGUUAAUCAAAUCUGGUUAAGAGGUUACUCGGGUCAUUUCAAUGUGAUUGGCGGCGAUCUAGGGACCACCAAUCGAUACGGAAAGCGGGGUUGGUCAUUAAUGUCCUGGUUUGCGGGGUGUCUCAAGAGCCUCUGGCCUGAAAGGGCAGCCUAUUGAGUGAAAUUGUUUAUUAGUCUAUGUUUGUAUUUUUCGGCUUGCCGGAGCAUCAGCGCCC